AUGCUAGGACGUAAUAGAAGAAGAAAUAUGCUUGCCGGUGCCGGUGCAAUUACUUUAGGUGCAGUAGCUGCCAACGCAAUCAUCAAUAGAAAAUCAAAGACUCAACAGCCAGUUCAACAAGCUCAACCAGUACAACAACAACCUCCACCUCAACAUCAUGGGCACCAUACUUAUUACAACCAUGGAUAUCCACCACACGGACAAUAUGAUCAACCAGGUUAUAAUCCAUAUGGAGGUCAUCCCCCACCUCACGGUCACUAUCACCAGCCACCACCUCCAGGUCAUUAUCACCAACCACCACCACCUCAAGGUCAUUAUCAAACACAACAUGGAUAUCCUCCACCUCAUCACCACUCACACCCACAUGCUUAUCAUGGGUAUUAUGAUGACGAUUAUUCUCCUGAUUCAAAACGAUCGCCUCCACCUGUACCACCUAGACUGAGAAAGCCGGACUUUUCACGCGAUAAUAAACAAUCAGUAUCACCUCUGGUUGAAUCUCAACAUUUACAAGCACCUCCGCGUUAUAGUUUGUAA
Hemisphaericaspora subhashii is the source of this 534-nucleotide messenger RNA. RefSeq lists its product as uncharacterized. The transcript has a single exon. NCBI's taxonomy places the organism in Eukaryota, Fungi, Ascomycota, Pichiomycetes, Serinales, Debaryomycetaceae. The record is from RefSeq and is a predicted model, not a curated record. The coding region runs from base 1 to 534 and encodes 177 amino acids.